Messenger RNA from Lodderomyces jiufengensis, 1680 nucleotides. RefSeq names its product Ca(2+)-binding ATP:ADP antiporter. Lineage: Eukaryota; Fungi; Ascomycota; Pichiomycetes; Serinales; Debaryomycetaceae. Gene Ontology annotation, biological process: transmembrane transport. The transcript has a single exon. Gene Ontology annotation, molecular function: ATP transmembrane transporter activity; calcium ion binding. The record is from RefSeq and is a predicted model, not a curated record. The coding region runs from base 1 to 1680 and encodes 559 amino acids.
AUGCGAUUGAACAUUACAUCGCAGUCUGCAUAUAUUUCAAACGAUUCUACAAAAGAUGAUGAUGAUACCAAAAAACUAGAUUUAAUAAUACCAGCAAAACCAAAUGAUUAUGAAGCAUUAUUCAAAAGACUAGAUAUUGAAUCAACAGGUCAUAUAACUUUUAAAGAUUUUACAAAAGCAAUGAAAAAAUUAAAUCAUCCAAUAAGUCAAAACCCGGAGUUACUAAGAACAGUGUUUAAUUCAUUUGAUUCAAAUAGUGAUAAGGUUAUAGAUUUCAAUGAUUUUAAAAGAUACCUAAAUACAACAGAUGAUCAAAUUUUAAAAGGUUUUAAUAAGAUUGAUGAAGAUAAUGAUGGAAGACUAAAUAAAGCAGAUUUUGUUAAAUAUUUGAAACAUCAUUUAAAUUUGAAUAAUGCAAGUAAAGUAAAUGUUGAUUUAUUAUUUAAACAAAUUGAUUACAAAAAUGACGGAUAUAUAACAUAUGAUGAAUUUAGAGAAUUUUUAAUAUUAAUGCCAAGAUUACAUGGCUCGAGAAUACGAACUGCUUUUGAGUUUGUUGUGGAAAAUUUCGAUGUUAGUUCUGAUGGUGAUGUUACACUAAUAAAUCAAUUUCUUAAUGGAUUUGGAUUUUUUGUUGCUGGUGGUUUAGCAGGUGUUGUAUCAAGAACUUGUACUGCUCCAUUUGAUAGAAUAAAAGUUUUUUUAAUUGCAAGAACCGAUUUAUCAUCAACUAUAUUACAUUCGAAAAAGGAAAUAGCAAGAGAAAUAGCUUCAGGUGCUGAAAAAUCUGUAAUUGAUCAUUUAAGAGCAAAAUUAGCUCAUGCUGAAGCUGAACAAUUUUUAGAACAAAGUAAAGCAACAAGUUUAAAAGAAAAAACAAUUAGAUCACCCAUAAUACAAGCAGCUAGAACUUUAUGGCUACAAGGUGGUAUAAAAGCAUUUUAUGUCGGGAAUGGAUUGAAUGUUGCAAAAGUUUUCCCAGAAUCUGCCAUAAAAUUUGGUUCAUUCGAAGCAGCAAAAAGAUUCUUCGCAAGAAUUGAAGGUAAAGAUGAUGUUGCAGAUAUUUCAAAAUUAUCUACUUAUAUAUCAGGUGGUAUUGGUGGGGUAGUAUCUCAAAUUGCUGUCUAUCCAAUUGAUACUUUAAAAUUUAGACUUCAAUGUUCAAAUUUAGAAAGUUCAGUGAAAGGUAAUGCAUUAUUAAUUCAGACUGCAAAGGAUUUAUUUAAAGAAGGAGGAAUAAGAGUAUUUUAUCGUGGUGGGGUGGCUGGUGUAAGUGGUAUUUUCCCGUAUGCAGCAUUAGAUUUAGGAACAUUUUCAACUAUAAAGACAUGGUUGAUUAAAAGAGAAGCUAAAAAAUCAAAAAUAAGAGAGGAAGACGUUAAAUUACCAAAUUCUAUAGUGCUAUCAUUAGGUGCAUUCUCUGGUUCAUUUGGUGCAACUGUUGUAUAUCCAAUUAAUUUAAUUAGAACAAGAUUACAAGCUCAAGGUACUUAUGCUCAUCCUUAUACUUAUAAUGGAUUCUUUGAUGUAUUACAUAAGACAAUUGCAAGAGAAGGUUAUGCUGGUUUAUUUAAAGGUUUAGUACCGAAUUUAGCAAAAGUUGCUCCAGCUGUUUCAAUAUCGUAUUUUAUAUAUGAAAAAACUGUAAACCUAAUGGGAUUGCAUAAUGUAGUUAAAUAG